Messenger RNA from Drosophila willistoni, 1719 nucleotides. RefSeq names its product membrane-bound alkaline phosphatase. Lineage: Eukaryota; Metazoa; Arthropoda; Insecta; Diptera; Drosophilidae. The transcript is spliced from 2 exons. Gene Ontology annotation, molecular function: alkaline phosphatase activity. Gene Ontology annotation, biological process: dephosphorylation. The record is from RefSeq and is a predicted model, not a curated record. Bases 57 to 1655 code for a protein of 532 amino acids.
UCACCAAAGUGAAACCUUAAUUGGCUAAACUAAAAUUCAAAAAGAAACAACUUAAAAUGGGUUUCCAUUACCAAGUUCUUCUUGCCGCGGUGGCACUCGUCUCCCUGGUUGGGCUAGGUCAGGCUGGAUUACGGGAAGUUCACGACGUGUCCCAGUUGACAGGACAACAGGCAAACAAGGCGAAAUUCUCAACGGAUGUGGCCACCGACAAGUAUACACCACCCGAGGAGAUGGACCCUAAAUUUUGGUAUGAUUUGGCCUACGAGGAGAUUGCCAAGCGUUUGGAAUUACCUCAGCCAAAUGCAAAGAAGGCCAAGAAUAUAAUCAUGUUCCUGGGUGAUGGCAUGUCUCUGUCCACCGUGGCCGCAGCGAGAAUUCUAAAGGGACAACGUCAAGGAAAUACUGGUGAAGAGUCCUCUCUGAGUUUCGAGACAUUCCCCUACACCGGCUUGAGUCGGACCUACUGCUCCAAUGCCCAAGUACCGGAUUCUGCUUGCACAGCCACCGCUUACUUGUGCGGUGUCAAGACGAACAUCAUCGAAAUCGGGGUUAGCGCUGCUGUCACCUACAACAACUGCACCCAAAGUCAGGAUCCAGCCAAUCGCCUUACCUCGAUUGCAGAGUGGGCUCAGAAUGCUGGCAAGUCAACGGGCAUUGUGACAACUACGACUCUGACCCAUGCCAGUCCUUCGGGUGCCUAUGCCAAGACCGCGAAUCGCAUGUGGCAAUGCGAUACGGAUGUGACCAGUUAUGGAGUCGAUUCUAGCACCUGCAUUGACAUGGCCACUCAGUUGGUUACCCAAACACCGGGAAAGAACUUUGACAUCAUGUUUGGCGGCGGCAUGGGCAAGUUCCUGCCAAAGACCAUUAACGACUCCCAUGGCAAAGCUGGAGAACGUUCCGAUGGCGUCAAUUUGCUCUCGAAGUGGCAGGCUCAACACACUGGAGGAGUCCUGGUGACCAAUCGCAAGCAGUUGUUGAGUGUCAAUGUAUCCGCUGUCUCCAGCAUAAUCGGACUCUUUGAAUCGUCGCUGAUGAACUUCCAUUUGAAAGCCGAUGAAACCUAUCAGCCCACCCUCUCCGAGUUGACAGAGGUGGCCAUCAAGAAGCUGAGCCAGAACGAUGGUGGUUACUUUGUCUUCAUCGAAGGUGGACUAAUCGACUAUGGCAAUCACUACACACAGGCCGGCUAUGCCCUAGACGAGGCCCUGGAAUUCGAAAAGGCCAUUGGACUGGCUCGUAAUUUAACCGACAUUGAGGAUACCUUGAUUGUGGUUACCUCGGAUCACGGUCAUGCAUUGAGUAUUUCCGGAUAUCCUGGCAGAGGCACCAACAUUCUUGGUCUCAAUCAGCAUGACUCGGAUGUGAAUGGUGUGAAAUAUGCCACUCUCAAUUAUGCUGUCGGUCCCAACCAAUAUCUGGAUGAGAACGGCGAGCGCAUUGAUCUGACCGAUCAAAUUGGCGGCGAUGAUUUCAUUUUCCCCAGUUACAUCACCCAGUCUCAGGGUGUCCACUCUGGUGACGAUGUUGGCAUCUUCGCCUCCGGCCCCCAGGCGCAUCUAUUUGCAGGAGUGAUGCAGCAAUCCACCAUUCCUCAUCUGAUGGCCUAUGCUGCUUGCAUUGGCGAUGGACCCAAAGUAUGCGAUCUAAGCUAAUCUGGGGGGUUUAUGUGGUGUGGGAAAAGUUAAACCAGGGAAAUAAAGAUUGAAUAAGAACAUA